AUGUUUUGGAAAAGUACAACAACAUCAAAAACAACAACAAACGGACAACAACAACAACAACAACAAACAUUAAAUAAUAAAAACAGCAACAACAACAAAAACAUUAAUUAUUCAAAUAAACUUGAAACAAAAGAGAAUAAAACAACAACAACAACAACAACAAAUUCCGCCUGUUUAGGAAAACAGGCGGAAAAUUUAAUAAAUAAAAAUUCCGCCUGUUUUGGAAAAUAUAAAAACAACAACAACAAAGAAAUAAACAAGCUUGAACAUAAGAGUCUCAACAACAACAAUAAUAAUAAUAAUUAUGAUUUUAUUGAUGAUUCAAAAUUGUGUUAUUGUGGGUAUUGCAAUAUGGAGCUUAAUGGCUCCUUUGUUUUGGCUAAGGGACGUGCUUGGUGUCCAGAACAUUUUUGUUGUGCAAAUUCGGCAUGUGCCAAAACUUUAAUGGAAACUGGUUUUGUUGAGGAUCCUGAAAGUCGUCGAAAUUAUUGUCCAAAAUGUUAUGAAGUUUUGUUGGCUCCAAUAUGUUUUAAAUGUUCUUUGCCUUUAAAUGAGGGUUUUGGUAUCAUUUGA
Messenger RNA from Meloidogyne enterolobii, 573 nucleotides. The record is from the annotation of a GenBank genome assembly. NCBI's taxonomy places the organism in Eukaryota, Metazoa, Nematoda, Chromadorea, Rhabditida, Meloidogynidae.